Molecule: messenger RNA, 507 nt
Organism: Mitosporidium daphniae
Lineage: Eukaryota; Fungi; Microsporidia
Exons: 2
Coding region: 1-507 (168 amino acids)
Source: RefSeq, a predicted model, not a curated record
AUGACAUCAUCUUCGGAUUCGACAAAUUCCGGCUACUCACUUGCUGAAAUCCUUGCUCCAGAUUUUAUCCCAUCAAAGUUAACAAAGCCACAAUUACGCUCACUUCUUCUUGAGCACGGGAAUAUCUCGAUGGAUGACUUUCCCUCGAUAAGCGCAAAAAAAGAUACCCUUAUUGAGAUAUUUGAAGAACGCAUCUUGCGACGCGCUCCGGAAAUAUUGUCAACCCACCGUGCGGCCUAUGCAUCCUCAUCGGGAAUCAUUUCUGUUGCCUCUGAUGGCAGUGAGCGCAGAUUGUCAAGUGGAAGUGCAAACUUUUCGUCUGAAAAUCCGUUUCAAAGUCCUGUUCGUUCUGUAGCCCGUGGAAGAACGACCACACCGUCAGAAGCCGAUCAAGGGCCUCUUCGACAGCCAGAAAACGCUCAUCAAACCCGCGCUCGUCCACCUCUUCUGAUAAGAAAAAAGAAGUUGGCACAAAAAGACGCUCAUCAUCCGUGGUUGUUGAAGUAA